Molecule: messenger RNA, 3025 nt
Organism: Rubroshorea leprosula
Lineage: Eukaryota; Viridiplantae; Streptophyta; Magnoliopsida; Malvales; Dipterocarpaceae
Source: the annotation of a GenBank genome assembly
GUGAGAAGGAGACGGCCGCCGCUACUCGGCGACUAUGCAACUACAAAGAAGGAAUAGGAGUAGGAUUUCAAAGCUGCAAAAACAAUAUCCUUCGAUUUUGUUCCUUUAUCUUCCCCAAUUGAUCAUCUGCUCGCUGACAGUUCAUCAAACGGCAAACCCUUUUGGAAACCCUUAUCCCUAACCCAAAUUUUGCUCGCUGACUUCGCCGAAGGCAGUUCCUUUCAUUCUUAGAGAAAAUGGUUUUGCUCUCUCAAACCCUAAAUUUCUUCCUACAGUAGUUAAUGUUAGCUGCACCAUUUGCUUCUGCAUGCAGUGUAGUAUCCUAUGAGCAAUAGAUCAUUGGUUUUUAAGGGAAUGGUGGUACAAUUUGGAACAGCUUAGCGUUGGCAUUAACAGUGGUACAAUAUAUAACAGCAUGGGGUACCAUACAGCGGAAGCUUGUGUUGUCAACAAUAUAGGCUUUCUGCUGUUGUCUUGGGGUGAUCUAUGGCAUUCCUUUUCUUUCUACUGAUAUAUGAACAUUUUUUUCCCUGUUCAUUUAUGUUUGCAUAUGUUUUAUUGUGGGCAACCCCAGAUAGUUCUUAGGGAAAAAGUUGACAUUUUUUUAAAAGAAAAAGUACUCUUGGAGCUAGUAUCCUUUUGUCUAGUGUUAGGUAAUAUAAUUUUUGGAUACAAAAUAUCGUUUAUGAUGUUGGCUAUGUUUAUUCAUUAUUGUUUAUUUUAAAGGGAAAGCAUGCCUCUUUUCAUGUUAAACUGUAUAGGAUCCUUAUAUUUGAGCCUUAUCUUUUCUCAGUUUAGUUUGCAACAAAAAUUUUUUUUUUAUUUGAGCUUUUAGGUGGCUAAUAAAGGAGAUUUGACAAUGAUAUACGGUGAUGCUGAAGAGCAUAUUGUGUCAGAAUUGAAGAGGAAAAAGAAGAAAAAGAAGCAGUUGGGUACUACUCGUCCUGCCUGCUCGUGGGUGUAUUUUAGCCGGGAGUUUAUCAAGGAGUACAGUGCUUCUCAUCCGGAGUCAUCAGGCCUUAAAGCUGCCACUAAAGCAGCUUCAGAUGCUUGGAAGUCAAUGACCAUUGAAGAAAAAGCAAAAUAUACUAGGCGUGCUCGUGAAGUGUGGGAUGAUUACUUGCGUACAGCUCCCCUCCAUACUCCUAAGCCCAGAAAGCAGACAAAACUAGUCACCAGAUGCUCUCCUGGCCGCUUGUUCAAUGUGCUUCAGCGCCUCACACCUGAACAAAAGGAUGCAGUUAAGAGCAUGGGAUUUGGCAGCCUCCUUAGUCUUCGAUGCCGCACUCUUCGUCGUAGUUUGUGUCUUUGGCUGUUGGAGAGGUUUAAUACUGCACAGCGCAGCUUAGAGAUUUGUGGCAAGUGCAUUCCUUUAUACCAUAGAGAUGUGGAGCAUGUAAUGGGAUUGACAGCUAGUGGGAAGGAUGUGGUGAAUUCAGGGCCUGAUGAUUUGAUUGCUGAUUUACGUCAUCAUUAUAAUGCUACAAAUCAUGGGAUUUCAGUGCGACUUUUAGAGGACCGCCUGGCAGCUCCUGAAGCAGGAGAGGAUUUUAAGAGAUCAUUUGUCCUCUAUGCUCUGGGUACUGUUUUAUCUCCAACAGCAAGGCUAGAUGUUAGCCCUUCAUUCCUCCAUUUUUUGACAAAUAUGGACGUUUUGCAUCAGUAUAACUGGGGAAAGUUCCUCCUAGACCGGCUAGUUCGAGAGAUAUCACGUUUUCAUCAAGGAAGGCAGCAGGCAGUUGGUGGAUGUCUUCUCUUUCUUCAGCUGUUUUAUUAUGAUAGCAUCUCCAUUGAGGGAGCUGGUUCUUUAUCGUCUGCUGUCAUUCCAUGCUUAUCUUCAUGGGGUGAGGAAGAGAUCUCUGAGAGAGAAAAGCGAGAAAGAGAACUUGGUGGUUAUGGUCUUGGGGAGGUGCUUUGCAAAGAGAGGUGCAUUGCUGUGGAAGCAUCAGAACAAGGAAGCCAAAUAGAAAGCCCGCUUGUAGGCAAAAGACGAACUGGGAUUCAGAAUGUUGCCAUAUUUGAGCAGUCUAAUGGAGAACCAGUGGAUGGAGAUUUUAAUAUGGAAGAGGUGGUUGCUUCUCACCCUUUCUUUUAGAUUCUUCUUUUUGCUUCCCCCUGCCUCCCUCUCUUUUUUGGCAUGAUUAGUGUUGCUUCUUUCCAGCUUCCUCUAAACUGUUUAGUGGUUAUUUGGUGAUGGGAGGGAGUGCAUGCUAGUUUCAUUCGUAGUAUUGUUAGGCAUUCGGACAAUCUGAUUGCAAGAGAGCAUGAUAUUGGACUUUGAUGUUAUGUUUCACAGGCAAAUGAGCCAAACUUUCUUAAGACUAAAAACCUAGUAUGUGGAAACAUAGAGUUGGUAGUUGAUUCAGUUAAAACCCCAUGCCGAAACAAAGAGUACGGAUGCACUGAAACUGUGGAUCGUUUAAGGAACAAUGACCAUGAAGAAACAUGUAGCUAUCAACCGUGCGCAUGCCCACUUACCAAUUGCAACUUCAUUGACUCAUCCGAACAGUUGUCACUACACUUCAGCAGCAAGCAUUGGGAUUCCGGAAGGGUUUUUAGGUACAAUAUUCCUUUGUCUGUCUCCUUGGCAAUGGAUGCACAAUUCCUUGUUCUUCAAGCAGAGGAGGAUGGUAUUCUCUUCAUCCUCAACAAAGGUGUUGUUGAAACUGUUGGGAAUACUGUCAUGAUAACUUGCAUUGCACCGAGUUCAUCCAAAGAAAAGUUCUUGUAUGAUCUUGUAUCAGGAAGAGGCAUCAGUUCACUCAGGCUAAAAUCAAUGACUGAGAAUUUUCCAGGGCGAGUAGAAGGUUUUCCUCCCAUGGAUUUUCUUCUUGUCCCUUUUCGUUUCCUUGGUCCUUCUGGAGAGCUUAACUUAGAAGUUUGUAUAUGGAACUCAACAGAACUUGGUGAAGAUUGCCAGUGAUUUUUAUUCUUGUAAACUGCCUAGUUUACAUGUAAAACAGAUAAUUCAAUUCUCUCUUUCAAUCUUUAAAUUUUGUCUUAUAAAUAAAUUUAGAUCCUUAUU